Messenger RNA from Colletotrichum graminicola M1.001, 1824 nucleotides. RefSeq lists its product as uncharacterized. The transcript has a single exon. The record is from RefSeq and is a predicted model, not a curated record. Lineage: Eukaryota; Fungi; Ascomycota; Sordariomycetes; Glomerellales; Glomerellaceae. The coding region runs from base 1 to 1824 and encodes 607 amino acids.
AUGUCAGCUCCGCCACCCUCUGGAGGGUACUCACUCUUCCCGAAUCCCAACUCGAAGCCUCCAACGGUGCGAAGGCCAGCAUCUCGAACUCGAAGAUCAGAAUCCCAGGAGCGGACCCGGGCUGUGUCUCCUGAGAGUAUCCUCGCAAUUGAUCAAACUUCUCCGCCGCGUCAUGGCAGACAGACACCGCAGCAGAGAGUCCAGUCGCCAGUUGAGCGAUCAGAAACUCCCCAAAGCAUCCACCGGGCCCAAGCUAGCGAGCAGGAAACUACGCCAUGUAGACGCGAGGGGCCAGCGCAGCCUCCAGCAAGGGCAGCACCCAUCCAACGGCCUCCUCCCGUCGCCGACGUACCACCUCGAACAGACACUGCCUUCUCCCAGGCACAGACUCUGGUGCGAAGUAGUAGUACUCGUUCUCGGAGCUCGAUAGCAAAGCUUCCACUGACAGAGGAGCCGUCAUCGUGUUCCCAAGAGCAGCCUACCCUGCGGUCCAUUUUCCCCCGGUAUAACCCCGACGUUCCGCUCAACCAGCAAGACUACUUCCCUACACAGACCAGUCCGACUCACAUCCCGCGAGCCGUAAUCAACCGGACGACAUGGUAUCCAGACCCUGAGGGUGAUAGCCAGAGCAACCAUCACAGAAGUCCUGUACGAAGUCCGCUGAGCGGCGACGCAGCGCAACGAUGGCCAAGGCGAAAUAUCGAGCCCCCUGUCAUUCCCAGUGUCUCAACGAACGAGCACAUGAAAAGCCUAUGGAAGGUAUCCAACGGCUGGAAGGCGCCGCCUUCGGAAGGCAGGGUGUACUGUAUGAAGUUUUCCCAGGAAAAGGAUGCGCCUGUCUACACCUUGUCCUCUUCAUCCCAACCGUUUUACAGCCUCCGACUCGAUCCCACCUCUGCCUCAGCAUAUGUCACCCUCAGCCGCCACGACCCUGCCAAGAUCUACAAGGCCCCUAAUCCCACGACAAGCUCGUCAGCAAGUAGCAUCCUCUCCGGCGUGGUCGGUCACAAAGAUCACGGCAAGGGCGCCGAGAACAAGCACUGGCAGGAAGUCCUCACGACGACACUCGAAGAGGAGUCCCGCAAGCACCCACCCAACGAUGGCCUCGUUGCCCUCCUUUAUCCCCUCGCGGCUGCUAAGAUGGCGCUGGACAAGCCGGACGACAUGAACGCCGUCAUGAUGGCCGAGACGGAGUGUGCCCGCCUCGUCUGGGACGAAGACUCGGGGUCGCAUUUCCUCGUCCAUCCGGCCCUUGCGACGCCCUUUUGCGUCACCAUCGAGCGCUCGCCCGCCUGGAGCCGCGUCGAGUACACACUCGAGCACCACGAGUCGCCGCAGCACCUCGCCAAGUUAACACGUGACGGCACCGGCGCCGGCCAUCUUGAGGUCGACACGGCCAUCGCCGCCAAGAUUGACAGUUUCUUCCUCGUCGACGUCGCCGUUACGGCGCUAUUGCUUGUCGCGGCGGCGGACGAGAAGAAUACCAAGGUCGAGACGUUUGAGCCGCCGCCUGCACCGCGAGAGCCUGUGGGCUGGGAGCGACGGCUGAGCAAGAGGGAGGAGAAGAAGCGAGCGGCGGCGGCGGCACGGAGGGGCAAAAUGGAGGAGUUUGAAAUUGACAUUGAGAGUCAGGACAGCAGCUUUGCGAAGCUGGAGCAGGCUGGUAAGGAGGCGCGCGACGGGUUGCCGUGGCCACUGAGGGUGCUCUUCAAGCUCGUAACGGGUCUAUUCAAAUGCCUCGUAUGGUGCUUGACGCUGGGCUUCAAGGCGCUUGCUGGCAUCGUCAAAGGACUGGCGAGAUGUGUGGGUGUGAAGUCAGAAUGA